This is a messenger RNA of Truncatella angustata, 525 nucleotides long. RefSeq lists its product as uncharacterized. The record is from RefSeq and is a predicted model, not a curated record. The transcript is spliced from 3 exons. The coding region runs from base 1 to 525 and encodes 174 amino acids. Lineage: Eukaryota; Fungi; Ascomycota; Sordariomycetes; Amphisphaeriales; Sporocadaceae.
AUGAGGUCAAAUGUAGUCAAGGUCGAGCAAAGUCGGAUUUGCUGUCGUGACGACAUCUUGAACCAUGCCGCUGGGCAACCUUUGAACCACGUUGAAGAACAAGGUGCAAAACCAUCGCUCAAUACCAUCCAAAGGCUACAUUCGAAGACCACCUCCGCCAAUACCGUGAUCCGUGAUCUUUUGCCUGACAUUACGACAUUUACGAUACCAUUCAAUCGCUUCGCACCACUAGGCUAUCGCAAGGGUGUUGCCGUAGAUAACCUGGGGACUGCCAUCAAGCUACACGACAACCGUAUCCUCGUGCUCUACCCGUUACCAUUGGAUCCUUCAGUUCGACGAAAGCUGAAUAAGCUCCGUGGUGUGAACUUCAUUGUCGCUGAUUCAGGCCAUCAUAUCGUUGACCAGGCAUUAACGCAUCAAGACAAGAAAAGGGCCACUGAAUGGGACAUUCAACGUAUCCUCCCCCGCCACGGCGACGUUCUAGACGAAGAUGGAAACGACGCGUUCAAGUCGGCGUGCAGGUGA